Messenger RNA from Fusarium sp. VM40, 966 nucleotides. Lineage: Eukaryota; Fungi; Ascomycota; Sordariomycetes; Hypocreales; Nectriaceae. The record is from the annotation of a GenBank genome assembly.
AUGGAUCAUAAUGACCCUGAAGAGGACCCAACAUCAGACUACGGAGAUUCUUUAGCUACCUCUGAAUUUACAUCGGUCAACACGAGGGAACUCUAUUCGUACGAGCACGGAAGGCGGUAUCAAGGCUUUCUGCGUGGUCGUUAUGGCUUGCCGAAUGAUGAUGCUGAGCAGGUUCGUGAAGGUCUGAAGCACAAGCUGUAUCUGGAUUACCUGAUGGAUGGUAAGCUAUUCCUGGCACCAAUCGGGGAUAAUCCACAAAAGAUUGUUGAUCUCGGUACCGGUGUUGGCAUGUGGGCACAAGAUGUCGCAGAAAACUUCCCCAGCGCGCGUGUCAUUGGAACGGACCUAUCGCCCAUCCAACCGCAUUGGACUCCUCCAAAUGUUGAGUUUCGGGUAGAAGAUCUAGAGGACGAAAACCGCCCUUGGACAAGCAUUUACGCCAAUGCAGACUUAAUUCAUGUUAGGGCCUUGUUGCAAACUUUGCGGAAACCAAGGCAGCUGUUAGAAAGAGCCUUUGAGAAACUGAGACCAGGCGCCUGGAUUGAGAUACACGAGAUUGUACCGUUUGUGUUUUCUGUUGACGACACUGCUGGGGAUGACCAUCCCAUGAACAAAUUCUACCGACUCGUAGAGGGACCUUUUACUGCACUGUAUGGUUGGAAUCUGCGGUUUCCUUUUCAGAUCGCCGAGACACUGGAAGCUGUUGGUUUUGUCAAUGUCAAUGAGCGACACUCAUACACCCCUGUCGGGCGAUGGCACCAAGAAGCCAAAAUGCGAGAGAUGGGUAUAUUCACUCAGAGUAUCCUCGAAGAAUGGGUGACGGCCAUGCUGGGUCGCCCAGAUAUCAUGGGACUCACAGAGGAGGAGGCAUAUGAGCUUGGGCACAGCGUUUUCGAAGCCCUCAACAAUACGCGCAUCCACGCACAACUUGACUGGGUUGAUUGUUGGGCACAGAAGCCACUGUGA